Molecule: messenger RNA, 1199 nt
Organism: Betta splendens (Siamese fighting fish)
Lineage: Eukaryota; Metazoa; Chordata; Actinopteri; Anabantiformes; Osphronemidae
Product: germ cell-specific gene 1-like protein
Exons: 5
Coding region: 228-1148 (306 amino acids)
Cellular component (GO): plasma membrane
Source: RefSeq, a predicted model, not a curated record
UCUCCGGUGGGUUUGUAUUGUUUUUAUGAACGCAGGGAGGAUGAAUGAUCAAAGUGGCAGGACAUCGCUGGAGCGGGCGCGCGGAUGUGCAGACAUCAUACCCAAGAAGCACCGAGCGCAACAAGAUUAUGAAGAUUUGAUAUAUCUGCUGGGAGGCGAAGCGCUGUGGAUACAUAGCGAAAGCCAGGAUUAGUUGCCUUUUCAUUUCAUCUCCUCUGGCCUCGACCAUGAGGUUAGAGCACGGGCGGCGGGCUUCGCUCGCGCUCACCCUCAACUUUGUGGCGUUUGCCUUUGCCUUAUCGGCGGUGACCACCAGCUACUGGUGCGAGGGGACCAGGAAGGUGGCCAAGCCCUUCUGCACGGGGCCUCCGCUCAAGGUGAAGCAGUGGUUCUGCAUCCGCUUCAACAGCUCCAACGUCAACGACACGCGCCUGGUGCAGUACAUCUUCGAGACGGGAGAGGAGAAGUUCCUCCUCCGGAAGUUCCACACGGGCAUAUUCUUCUCCUGCGAACAGGCCGCCGACAUGAACGGCUUUGACUGUCGAGACUUCUCCGAGAUUGCGCCUGAACACGAACGAGGGGUCCUGUGGUUAUGUAUUGUGGCUGAGAGUCUGUACCUCACCCUGCUCUUCACAGGCGGGGCCCUGAUGACCCUGGAGCAGUGUCCCUGCUUCAGUGUCAUGAACAAGCUGAAGCUCAGUGCCUUCGCUGCCUUGUGCACUGCCCUUUCAGGCCUUUGUGGGAUGGUGGCCCACAUGAUGUUCACCACCAUAUUCCAGCUGGCUGUAGCAAUGGGGCCAGAAGAUUGGAGACCCAAGACCUGGGACUACAGCUGGUCCUACGCCCUGGCGUGGGGCUCCUUCGGCACCUGCAUGGCCUCAGCCGUCACGGCGCUCAACAGGUACACAAAGACCAUUGUGGAGUUCAAAUACAAGCGGCGGAACAUCGAGAAGAGCCUGCUGAUCAAGCAGAAGAUGAUGGAGCUGGAGCGUCCCGAGCAGAUGUUGGACAUGUACCUGACAGCUGUGCCCGGCGACGCCGAGGCGCCGUUAGAACUGCCGGUCAACGGCCACAAACCAUCUACGGGAGCAACGUACGUGGUGGAAAUGGACGGCGCGCCGGAGCCACAGGGGGAGGCCUACUGCUGACUGAUGAGCUCCUCACUCCUGGGGGCUUGGACCCGCUUUGACUUUCGUUAG